AAAUGACUAUCAAGGAGCGAAGCCAGCAAGGAUCUGUUCGAGAGAAAAAAAAAAAGAGGCUUCCGACAUUUUGUUAGCGAGCGGCUCACUCUACUUUUGUCUCCCCCAAAAAGCCGUUAGGGUUUAUCAUAUUCACCGCCUUGCUUUGCUCUCGCCGGAGUCGUACGGCGAAGCACGGUUGUUCGGCGUUGUAUCAGCUUAGAUUCUUCUCCACAUAGCUAGAAUUCGCGAAAGGGUGACUUAGCUGAAUAGAAAAUUGUCCUAAUUUUCGAGAUAUGGCGGAAGUAUCGAUGGGAAGCAGCAGUAGCAGCACGGAUCUGUCUCCCGAGGAAGAGCGAGUUUUCAUCAGAGACAUUGCUAUUGCUGCUGAGGCUAACAGCAAAGAAGGCGAUACAUUUUAUCUCAUCACUCAGAGAUGGUGGCAAGAAUGGAUUGAGUAUGUGAAUCAAGACCAACCAUGUAACACAAAUGAUGGGUCUUCACUGUCAGAGCAUUGCGACUCUCCUGGUUCAAGCACUCUAAAGAAGCCUUCUAGGAUUGAUAACUCUGAUUUGAUCUAUGAUUCUUCACUGGAGGACCCGAGUAAUACCAGUGAGAUUAUUGAAACACUUCAGGAAGGUCGUGACUAUGUUUUGCUCCCUCAAGAAGUGUGGAACCAAUUGCGUUCAUGGUACGGGGGUGGUCCAACUCUAGCACGGAGAGUCAUUAGCUCAGGUCUCUCUCAAACAGAGUUGGCUGUAGAGGUUUACCCUUUACGUCUUCAGCUACUUCUGAUGCCAAAAAGUGACCAUAGUUCCAUAAGAAUUAGCAAAAAGGAAACUAUCAGAGAGCUCCAUCGAAGAGCCUGUGAAAUUUUUGACCUCAACUCAGAGCAUGUACGCAUUUGGGAUUACUACGGCCACCAAAAGUAUUCUUUGAUGAAUGACUUAGAUAAGACACUGGACGAUGCUAACCUACAAAUGGAUCAGGAUAUUUUGGUGGAGGUGCUUGACAUCAAUGGUACAUUAUCAAGUGCUCACAUUCAAUCUGCUCAAGAGAACGGAUUGGUGGAUGAAGACUCUACUUCUAUUCUCAUUGAGCCUUCUAAAUCGAGCUUGGCUGCUGCAGGAGGGUUCUCUUCAAGCAGGAAUGCAUUCAGAACUGGUAGUGUAGAAGUUUCACAAUCUUUUGAUAGCACAUACAGUAGCUCUGGCGUCACCACAAGGGGAUCCACAGCUGGCUUAACAGGGCUGCUAAAUCUCGGGAAUACUUGUUUCAUGAAUAGUGCGAUUCAGUGUCUGGUUCAUACACCUGAGUUUGCUAGUUACUUUCAAGAAGAUUAUCAUCAAGAAAUAAAUUGGCAAAACCCUCUUGGCAUGGUGGGAGAAUUAGCUCUCGCAUUUGGUGACUUGCUCAGGAAGUUAUGGGCUCCUGGGCGCACACCAAUUGCACCUCGUCCAUUCAAAGCUAAACUUGCUCGCUUUGCUCCUCAAUUUAGUGGGUACAAUCAACAUGAUUCGCAGGAGCUUUUAGCGUUUCUGCUUGAUGGUCUUCACGAGGACCUAAAUCGUGUUAAACACAAACCAUAUAUAAAUUCUCGAGACGCAGAUGGGCGCCCUGAUGAAGAAGUUGCUGAUGAGUUUUGGGCUAAUCAUAUUGCUCGUAAUGACUCAAUAAUUGUUGAUGUUUGUCAGGGCCAAUAUAAGUCAACAUUGGUGUGUCCAAUCUGCAACAAGGUUUCUGUAACAUUUGAUCCCUUCAUGUACCUGUCUUUGCCGCUUCAGUUCAACACAACACGAGCAAUAACAGUCACAGUUUUUUCUUGUGAUAAAACUGCCUUACCUUCCACUAUCACAGUCAAUGUUUCAAAGCAGGGACGUUGCAGAGACUUGAUUCAGGCAUUAACAAGUGCUUGUUCCUUGAAGCAAAGUGAAGAGCUGAAACUUGCAGAGAUUCGAAAUAAUUUUAUCCAUCGAUUAUUUGAAGACCCUUUAAUUCCAUUGUCCACUAUCAAAGACGAUGAUCACCUUGCUGCAUACAAACUUUCGAAGUCUUCGGAGAAUACGACUUUGCUUAGACUAGUACUCCGCCGCAGAGAUCAGAAAGCUGGGGAACGUGAAAGUACAGUACAAUUGAAACCCUGUGGAACACCCCUUCUCUCAUCAGCUUCACGUGGAGAUGCACUCACCAAAGGAAAAAUCCAUUGCCUCGUCCAGAAUAUGCUUUCACCUUUUCGGAGGGAAGAAUCUGUGGGCAAAAGAGGAAAUUCUGAUUCUAGUAUCCCCGAGAGAAGGUCAGCUCGAUUUAAUAAUUCUGAGGAAGAAGAUAAAGUUGGUGGACUGAAAAAAGCCAAGAAAAGCAACUCCUCCGAAUUGGGUGCUUCUAAAUUAUCCCUGCAACUCAUUGAUGAAAACAAUAAAACGAUUAAUCUGCCAGACGAUGAAGCAGAAGCUAUUAAAUUACCGUCAUCAGCUACAGUAACUAUUUAUUUGGAUUGGACACCAGAACUCUCUGGUAUGUAUGAUAUAACUUGCCUGGAGAGUUUGCCUGAAGUUCUCAAAUACGGACCUGCUACCAAGAAGGCUCGUUCAGAACCUCUUUCUUUAUAUGCCUGUUUGGAAGCGUUUCUACGCGAAGAGCCUUUGGUGCCUGACGAAAUGUGGUUCUGUCCACAGUGCAAUGAAAGAAGGCAGGCAAGCAAAAAGCUUGAUCUGUGGAGGCUUCCUGAAGUCUUAGUCAUACAUCUAAAGAGAUUCUCAUACAGCAGAUCCAUGAAGCAUAAAUUGGAAACAUUUGUUAACUUUCCUGUCCAUGACUUAGAUCUAACAAAGUAUGUAGCCAACAAAAACCUAUCUCAACCACAGCUAUAUGAGCUCUAUGCCUUGACCAACCAUUAUGGUGGUAUGGGCAGCGGACACUACACUGCACAUAUCAAGCUUUUGGACGACAAUAGGUGGUAUAACUUUGAUGACAGUCAUAUAUCACAUAUAAACGAGGAUGAUGUGAAGUCAGGUGCUGCUUAUGUGCUCUUCUACAGGAGGAAGUCUGAUGCAGGCGGAGAAAUGAAAUAGUCUAACACAAAAAGACGAUCUCCGAGGUUCAAGUAAUCUCUAAGCACCUGAUGGAGGCUAUUUCGAACCCAUAAGAGUUUAAAAUUAGGUUAAGAGCUCUUGUAAAUUAGUGGAAGUUGGGUUCUGAAUACUUUAAUUAGCAGGGAUGUAUCUUGUCUCGUUCUCUCAGUUUUCCACUGUAUAGAGAUGUAUUUGGUAUAAAACAUCAAUAGUACU
This is a messenger RNA of Arabidopsis arenosa, 3266 nucleotides long. The record is from the annotation of a GenBank genome assembly. NCBI's taxonomy places the organism in Eukaryota, Viridiplantae, Streptophyta, Magnoliopsida, Brassicales, Brassicaceae.